AUGAGCCAUCAAGUCCUGGCCCCGGACCAGUGGCCUCUGUUUGACAUUCGCCUAUCACGAGCCUCAGAGCAAAACUCAAGCGCAGAAGGGGACCAGUCACCUCCUCUGAUCAUGCAUGUUUCGCUCGACAUGCUGAUCAUGGACUUUUUCUCGUCUGCGAUCCUCGCUGGCGAUCUCGUCGAAGCUUUCAAACAGCUCAACAGUCGGGGACAAAUCGAGAUGGAGACGCCACCGGUCACCUUCAGACAAUUUGUCGUCUCGGAACACAAACGUCGAGAGGACGUUGUUGCCAACUCGGACCGCGAGUACUGGCUGUCGCGCGCCAACGACUUUCCACUCAGUGGACCCGAUCUUCCUUUGGCAAAGCACGUGGAUGCCAUCAAGACGCCCAAGUUCCGCAAGAUCGAAGCUGUUUUGCCUCGCUCGCAAAUGGAGGCUUUCGAAGCCAAUGCAGCAGCAGCUGGCGUGACUGCCUCGGCUGCCAUUGCUACAGCCUUUGGACGUGUGUUGACGAGGUACUCGGAGACGACGACCAACUUUGCCAUCAAUCUCACCGUCUUCUCGCGUCCGGCCGAGUAUGUAGGAAUUGAUCAGGUCAUGGGUGACUUUACCACGUCCAUCCUGCCCAACUACGACGACCAAAUCCGAACGGCAGCUUCCACGAGCGGCAGCUCUGCAUCCUUUGCGACUCGAGCUAGUCGAUUGAAUCUUCAACUUCUAGAUGACGUUGGUCACGCCAGUGGUUUCUCUGGUAUCGAGUUCGCACGCCACCUCUGA
Sporisorium graminicola is the source of this 777-nucleotide messenger RNA. RefSeq lists its product as uncharacterized. The transcript has a single exon. Lineage: Eukaryota; Fungi; Basidiomycota; Ustilaginomycetes; Ustilaginales; Ustilaginaceae. Gene Ontology annotation, molecular function: phosphopantetheine binding; catalytic activity. Gene Ontology annotation, biological process: amino acid activation for nonribosomal peptide biosynthetic process; secondary metabolite biosynthetic process. Gene Ontology annotation, cellular component: cytoplasm. Bases 1 to 777 code for a protein of 258 amino acids. The record is from RefSeq and is a predicted model, not a curated record.